GAAGGAUCUCGAUUGAAAUCAGAAGCUUAAUGGUUUGUAUAUUAAUCAAACAACAAUGUCUGAAGAAAUCAGAAAAAGGCUUGAUUUUCCUAACACACUUAUACAGUCACAGGCUGUGGGCCAUCUUAUUGCUGCAGUGCUGAAAGAAAAUGUUUUAUCUAACAAGAUCAGCCAGUCCAGUAACCAGACCCCGGCGUUAAACUUGCUCUGGGAAAAGUCCUGCAGUGACAAUAUGGUUGUCCGAGCAGCCUGCUGUGAGGCUCUGGUGAUGCUCGUUAAGCAAGAUCAUGCAGAAUUUGGCUAUGUUCUUAACACAGCGCUCAGCCUCAUUCCUUCAGCCAGGAAUGUCCAUGGCUUGAUAAAAAUCAUUGUAAAGCUAUUACAGAUGCAAGCCUUGAAGACAUCAAAAAGUGAAGAACAACAAAAGCUGGACUUAUAUGCAAUCAGAAAUUCUCCUCACCCACUAAUAAUUACACUUGAAAACAGACCUGACUGCUGGCCAUUCCUUCUUCAGCACAUGACUACAUUUUUCCAGCAAUGUCCAGAAGGGGCAGAAAGUGUAUGUGUCACUAUAAUGAGGCCAUUUCUAAGGUAUCUGUAUUGCGAACCUUACCAGUUGCGGGAACAUGCAGAAUUACGUAUGAGCCUGCUCAGAGUCUUGCUUCAGCCAUACGGGCCUUUGAACAAAGAGGAACCCCCUGUCCUUGAAUGCCAUCUCCUUCAGCUUUUUUGUGACUUGGUUCCAUAUUAUCAGGUAAAAGAUGCUCUACAGAUCACAGAAGCACUGCUUUUUCUGGAGGAAUUAUUUCGGAGUCUGCUGCGCUACCCCAGUUUUUGGAAGACACAAUUAUGUCAUCUUUGUCUGCAGCUUCUGGUUUUCUGUGAGGUUAGCCUGCAGGCCACAGGGGAAUGUUCAUCUUUAAUUGGCUUAAUGGAGGAAAAUGUUGAGCUUCUGAAAGAGGGUUUUCCAUUUCAGAUGGCCAUCAUUGGAUUAGGUGUGCUCCUGCUGCAAAUUCCAGCUAGUCAGCAAAAACCUAUCUUAAACCUAGCCGUCAAGCUACUUUCAUGUUCUGAAAUCAAGAUGACUCCAUCGGUGGCUCUCAUCUUAGUGAUGCCUGCAUUGCAGAUAUUAUCAUCCACAGCUGUCCAGGACAACAUGACUGAGGAGAAUGACAGCAUAACUAGGCAGCAAUUAGCCAUUAAUCUUCUGGAGAUGGUACAGCGGGAAGAGCUGAAAGAGCAGCACUCGGUCUCUUGGGAGCACUUCUUCCCCAUAAACAGUACCUAUGGUUCAUUGCAUGUCACUUGGCAACUCCUUUGGCUUUUGAGAGACAAGACCUCCAUGUCUGAUUGGUUAUUUUCUGUUAAAUCAAUGCUUCCUAUUGCAACUCAAGUCUCUGUCCAUAUCCUCCUCCUGGUGGCUUAUCUCUUCAUUCAAGAGAAUGGAGAUAAUCUUCAUGAUGUACUGGAUACCACCAUAGAAAUUGCAAAGGCGGAUUCAUCCCAGGUGCCAAAUCUGAUUCCAGUUCUGAUGUUUAAGUUGGGAAGACCAUUGGAGGCCACACUCUGCCGGGACAUCUUGUAUACUUUACCUGCUUUGGGUGUUCAUAAGGUCUGUGUUGCACAGAUUUUACGUGUGCUGCAGGUGUUAGGAAACACGCCAAAACUUCAAGCUGUUACAUUACGACUGAUGACAUGUUUAUGGGAGAAACAGGAUCGAGUUUAUCCGGAACUACAGAGAUUCAUGGCAAUGUCUGAUAUGGCUUCAUUAUCUGUUAGUAAAGAUACUCAGUGGGAAAAGGUGAUUGCCAAAGCUGCUUCUAUCAGAGAUAUAUGCAAGCAAAGGCCUUACCAACAUGGAGCAGAUAUGCUGGCUGCAAUUUCCCAGGUACUGAAUGAAUGCACAAAACCUGACCAAGCCACACCUGCUGCCUUAGUCUUACAAGGACUUCAUGCACUUUGUCAAGCUGAGGUUGUUUGCAUUCGCUCUACAUGGAAUGCGCUCUCACCCAAACUGAGCUGUGAUACCCGGCCACUUAUUUUAAAAACACUCAAUGAACUGUUCUCUCUUGUCCCUUCACUAAUGGUGAAUUCAAGUGAAUAUGAGAAAUUUAAAGCUCAAGUUGUCAGUUUCCUGUGGAACCACACACAGAGCAAGGAUUCUCUUGUAGCCAUCUCUGCAUACAAAUCUCUCUCUGAAUUUGAUUCUGAAGAAUACACCAUCCUCCAUCUUCCUGAACAGGCAAGGCCAGAAUUGGAUCAACAAAAAGUGGAUGUAGAGGAAGAGGAGGGGGAGGAAGAGGGAGAGGCAGACUUGUCUGUCCCUGGCCACUCAUAUAUCAAACUGUUGUUGCUCACUCCUCCUCCUGUUUUACCAGCUUUUGAAGAGUUUGCAGCAUCGCUUAUGAAAGAAGAGAUGGUUAACAUGCCUCGUGGAAUAUACCAUUCUGCACUGAGAGGUAAUGCUGUGCGGUCAGACCACGGGAAGACACUAUCCAGCGUUCCAAACUUUAUGCUGAAAAUGUAUGAGAGGAACAAGCAGCCGGGGCUGAAACCUGGCCUUGCAGCUGGCAUGUUGCUGAGUUAUGACCUUCCAAUCCAUGUGGGCAAAGAUGGCAAACCCAUCAAUCGAUUUUUAGCCAGUAGGGGGCGAAACUUCCACCAGAUGUUUAUAGCUCUCAUCCAUGAGGUUAACAUUCAGCCUUCAGAAUGGCAUCACUCUUUGUUGCUGCCUCAUUCCUGGGCUGGAUUUAUGGAGAGAGCAUACCACGCAAUUUUACAAGGAAGGCAAGCUGAAUUGGAGAUGCAGUUAAAGCAUGGAAAAGAAAAACUAGAACAAGUGCAAUACAAGCAAUUUACAGCCUGGCUCUGGGUUAGAGAUAUGCUAACUGAUGCAAUCAAAGGGGCUUCCAAGGAAAGCCCAGUGGUUAAAGGGAAUUGCCUUCUAGCAUUAACAGGCCUUGCAGUUGUUGUUGCAAAACAUGAAAAAGAACUUUCUUCGGACACUGAAGAACAAUUUGAUACUGAGCCAGACUUUCUUCUGACAAAACACUGGAUUUCCAUGGUGAUCGAUACCCUCCUCAGCAUUGUAGACAGUCACUAUUGCCCCAAGGGUCGAAUCUUCCCUUGGUUUUAUCAGAAAUCCUACUCUGGUGAAAAUACCGCAAGUGCUAUUGCUCGUUCCUGUGCAGCAACCUCUUUGUCUCUCUUGGUGCCGGUUUUUAUUGUAUCCUACAAGGAAAGGGUUGAGGAAGUCCUGAAUUUACUGAUUGCCAUGUUACCUGGGAAACCAAAUGCAGAUGAGUCUCAGGCUGUUCAAAUCCACAUGAGCCUUGCAUUGGGGAUGUUUAUUUCACGGUUAUGCGAAGAGAAAGUCAGUGAUGUAGCUGACAAACAAAUGAAUCUCCUGUUGAUGAAGUCCCUGGUUGCAUUAGAAGAUUGCUGCUUCGACACAAGUCUUGAGUACAAUACUGGCUGUAUCUUGGGGGUAGGACUUGUUCUGUCACUGAUGAAUCACAGCAGCUUGACAGAUUCUGAAGGUCACAUCGCUACCUCCCUGCAAAAGCUUUGCAAAUACUUGGAUGAUGCAGAAGACCAAAGCCGAACAUUACAGGAAAGCCUUGCCUACACAAUUGCCUGUGUCUGUGUUUCCGCUUUCAGCAUUAGGAUUGUUGAGGCUACAGAGGCUGAGGAGGUGAUGAACAAGCUGCAGAGAUUAGCAGAAAUGAAUCAGCAGACACCAGGUUUUGCCUUAGCUUUGGGGAGCCUUGUUCAUGGACUGUCUGUAUGUGGACAUGGGAAAGCAGAAGUUCUCAGCAAUAGGCUGUUUCCUGCCUGGAUGAAAACUGUACUUGCCGAGGGAGCCACUACAAUGCAAAGGCUUGCCGCAGUCAAUGGGUUGGUCUCUCUAGUGGGUUCUGAAAGCACCAUGAUACAGCUGAAAUCAGAAGCUAUCCAGUCUUCUCAGUUUCAAAGCAAACUCAAUGAAAUCAUCCGAACCCUGACUCAGAUAAUCAGCUUUUCUGGGGUGAUAGGCCUUCAGGUAAAUGCAGCAUGGAUGUUAGGACAUUUGUAUCUUUCUAGUGUGUCUGCAACCCGCAGCCGAACAUCUGUUCCUUCAGACUUUAGCUACCUCCCUGAGAAAAGUUUCCUUAGAGCAGCCAUUGAUUUUAUUAUAGAAGGUGGAAAGAAAGGGCCCGAACAAGUUCAUCCUAGCUUCCUAAAGGCGGCCAUGGCACCCAUGGCACUGAUUGGAGGAAGCUAUCAAUAUCCCCCUCUGAACUGGGCAUCAGUUCUUGCCCCUCUGCUGCGGCUGGAUUUCGGAGAAGAAAUACAGGAGUCAUGCAUUGAACUAGCUGUGACCCAGGCCCAAUCAUCUCAGAAUGCAGCAAUGAUUCUAGGGAUGUGGGUGGCACCACCUCUGGUCUACAGUCUAAGUGUACAAGCCAAGAAGUACCUUUUCACUUCCUUACCUCUGUGGAUGAAAUAUGUAGCAGAAGACAAACAGCAGUUCUUCACUGAAGUCUUUAUGGUGCAGCAUUUUGAGACAAAGAACCAGCCAAAAAACCGAGACCUUUGCUGGAAUAUUUUGCAGGGACUCAGCCAAGCCAUGAAAUUUCCUAGCCCAACUCAGCACAGCUGGAGUUGUUUUUGCAAGACUGCUGGGAAGAUAUUUGAGCUUUUGCCAGAUGAGAUUUGGCAAAAUGAUGUAAAGAUGUACAUACAUGCAGCAAAAUGUCUUUCGGAAAUGGUUGAUACAGAAAUUGAACAGAUUACAGAAGUCUCAAAGAGCAGUUUGGAAAAGGUUGCAUUUGUCAGAGUUUAUUUAGUUUCUCAAGGCAGAUUUCCUUUACUGAGAUGGAAUGAUGUGAUUAGUAUUGCGGCUGGGUGCCAACAGGAAGAAACCAUUGUGUGGAUGCUGCUGAACAGCUUUUACCACGCACGGAUCCUGAGCCAUGAAAACACUGGAGUUUUAAAAAGAAUGGAGUGGCUCUUGGAACUGAUGGGAUAUAUUAGAAAAGGUUCCUUAAAUACAACAGCUAUGCAAAAUGUUUCUCCCCAAGAGGCUGUCAGCUUCCUGUUGUGGAUUUUCGCCGCUUGUGUGGUUGCCUGGGCUGAUCAUGCUAUGCCGAUGCUACUUGGCCUUACUGCAGAUUGGUCUGCCUGGCCGAGCGAAGCAACAGAUGGAGUCUUUGCACAUGGCUUAGGCAAGCGUCCAGUGGAUACUUUGGCAGUCAAGGAGAUACUCACCCUCCUUCCAGGUAGUUUGCAAAUUCUCUUGGCCAAAGAGCCUUGGAAAGAACAAACACCAAAGUUUAUUGACUGGCUGUUUAGCCUAAUGGAGAAUGCUAAUGAAACACUGACCCAGUCUUCCAGAGAUCUUUUGAAAGCUUCUUUGUUGGCCCUGAGAUCUCUCCCAGAGUUCAAGAAGAAAGCAGUAUGGACAAAAGCUUAUGGCUGGUAGGGAUCCCGAAGAAGCAGAUAAUGUAUCUGCUGGCGAUACAUGUCUAGCCAAAAAGCUUUUACGCUGUGGAAUGUUAAGGAGCUUCUGCUCCAGAUAGGCUGUUAUCUUUCCUGGGUAAAAGUACUUAAAGACUCUGCCUGUAUGAGCAUGUACCAUUUGUUCUAUUGACAAAAAGCAAAGGAGGAAGGAAGGGAUUUAAAUCUAAUAGUUUCCUAUUAGGAAGUAGGAAUUGGGUAAGAAAGUUUAAACAAGGCAAGAUUUCAUGGAAGGGUGGACAGUAAUGGGUUUGACAACUUCACUGUGGCAAGAUUAAAAAUAUUGCCUUGAAAAAUUGA
Candoia aspera is the source of this 5799-nucleotide messenger RNA. It is a transcript of the gene FOCAD, whose product is annotated as focadhesin. The record is from RefSeq and is a predicted model, not a curated record. The transcript has 44 exons. Gene Ontology annotation, biological process: regulation of post-transcriptional gene silencing. The coding region runs from base 56 to 5464 and encodes 1802 amino acids. NCBI's taxonomy places the organism in Eukaryota, Metazoa, Chordata, Lepidosauria, Squamata, Candoiidae.